AUGACGAGCCCGCAGUCAACAUCCCCUCCGUCGUGCCAACACAAACAUGCCUGCUCGCUGUGCGCGCGGCGGAAGGUCAAAUGUGACAAAGCCGAACCCUGUUCGAACUGCGUCAAGUCGAAGGCGCAGUGUCUCUACGAAGUCCCUAUCCAGCCUCGGCCGCGCAAGAGGGCCGCCGACGAAGAACUGCUCGCUCGGUUGAGGACUUACGAGGAUCUGAUGCGGAAGCACGGCGUCGACUUCGCCAACUAUGCCCAUACAUGGAUCACUACGGGGCCGCAAGGCCAGGUGAAGCAGUGUGACUCUCCCGGCCCGGUCUCUGCGCCGACUGCGGCCGGGGAUGGUAGCCUACGGAUCCAGAUCGAGGACGAUUCUCCUGCAGAGACAGAACGAUGUCUUUGGGCAACUCUUCCUCCAGAGCUCAAGUACCCCCCCUUCCAGACGCUGAGCCGCAAGGAAGACGUCGCUCUGCAUCCCACGACGCCGAUGCAUCUGCUGUUCUCGGCCAGCCAACCCGAGUUGUCCCAGUUGCACCCGGAGCCACGGCAGAUCUACAAACUCUGGCAGAUAUUCGUCGAGGCGGCGAACCCGCUCCUGAAGAUAGUCCACGUGCCGACGCUGCAACAGCGGGUUCUGGACGCCAGCUGGAACCCUUCCGGUGCAUCGAAGCCUCUCACGGCCCUCUUGUUCGCCAUCUACACUCUGGCAGCCACGUCGACGUCGGAAGAGGACUGCUUAGCCGUCUUUGGCGAGACCAGGGCCGCCUUGUCGGCCCGGUACAGGGACGCCGCCUUUCGAGCCCUCGCCGAGGCCGAGUUCCUGACGACGCCAGACUUUGAGGUCCUGCAGGCGUUCGUGCUGUUCCUCUUCGCGGAUCCCGACUCGGAGCUUACGUCCACCCUCACCGGGGCCGCCAUCCGGAUCGGCCAGAAGCUCGGCCUGCACCGAGCCAAGCCGGACCCCAAGAUCUCCGUCUUUGACGGCGAGAUGCGCGUGCGGCUCUGGUGGCAGCUGCACGGCCUCGACGCCCGGGUGCGCGCCGCGGGCAAGCGGACGGCGCCGUCCGAAAGCGAGUUCGGCGACGUCCGGCUGCCGCUCAACGUCAACGACGCGGACCUGCACCCGGAGAUGACGGAGCUCCCCGUCGAGCACACGGGCCCGACGGAGAUGGUGUGCGUGCUGAUGAAGUUCGAGGUCUUCAACUGGGCCCGGACGUCCGCCACGGCCGUCAAGGUCUACGACUUGCUGGGCCACGGCGGCCCGGAAAAGGGAAUGAAGAGGAGGUCGACGGAGGGAGUGGAGGACGGGGCCAUCGACGAGCUCGAGGCGCGGUAUCACGAGAAGUUCCUGCGCCAUCUGGACAAGAACAUCCCCCUCCACGCGCUGACGUACGCCCUGACGAAGCUCGCCAUCGCGCGCAUGCGCUGCAAGGUCCUCAAGCGUAGACGAAUAGGCGGAGGCGUCGGCGGAGGCGUCAGCGGGGGCGGAGGGGAGCUGCUCAUGCCGCGGGCCGAGAACGACGUGCUCUUCCACUCCAUCGUCACCUGGCUCGAGUCGAGGGACGCGGCCAUGCGCAGCGCCUUUUCGCCGCACCUCAUCGCGCACAUGACGACAAAGUACACCGUGGACGCCUACGUCUACAUGAUCAGCGACCUCCGCCGGCGGUGCUCCGGGGAGCGCGUGGCGCUGGCCUGGAAGCUGGUCGAGAAGCUCUACGAGGAGCACCCGGAGCUGACGACGGAGGACGGGCGGCGGACCCCGUUCUUCGCCGCGCUGGGCGACAUGACGCUCGAUGCCUGGGAGGCGCGCAGGAAGGAGUUGGUCGACACGCAGGAGACCCGCGUGAGCGGCGCGUGGCCCCGGUUCAUCCACCUGCUAUGGGACCAGCGGAGGAACAAGGCGGUGUCUCAGGCUUCCCAGCAGCAGCAGCAGCAGCAGCAACAGCUGGCGGUUCCGGACUUCCAGAACCUUGGCACGAUGGGGCUGACGGACGACGGGGACCUGGACUGGGAGUAUUGGAAUGACUUUCUGCGGCUGUAG
Colletotrichum higginsianum IMI 349063 is the source of this 2040-nucleotide messenger RNA. RefSeq names its product Fungal specific transcription factor. The transcript has 3 exons. Gene Ontology annotation, biological process: regulation of DNA-templated transcription; DNA-templated transcription. The coding region runs from base 1 to 2040 and encodes 679 amino acids. Gene Ontology annotation, molecular function: DNA binding; zinc ion binding; DNA-binding transcription factor activity, RNA polymerase II-specific. NCBI's taxonomy places the organism in Eukaryota, Fungi, Ascomycota, Sordariomycetes, Glomerellales, Glomerellaceae. The record is from RefSeq and is a predicted model, not a curated record.